GCUUCUAGUACUUCUUACCCUUUUGUUUAGCCAUCCUAAUUAUGAUUCAUUAUUUGUUGUUUAUGUCAAACUUUGUGAUUCUGAUUUCAUUUGUAGAAUGACGAAGAAGAGGAAUCAACAGGUGAUGAAUGAUGGAGAAGAGCUACAACCUGCAGAGCCUAACUUCAUGUGGACCAAAGCCUUGAACUCUUUACUCAUACAAUGUAUGGUGGAACUGACGCAAAGGCAUCAGGUGCAGAAUGGUUCUUUUAAGAAUGAUUCAUUUAUUGAGCUGGAGAGGAUGAUUGAAGAGAGGGCUCCAGGAUGCGGAGUGAAGGUUGAACCAGCCAUUCACUGCAGACACAAGAAGCUGAAGAAGGACUUUCAUGCAGUACACUUACUGAGUAAUCAAAGCGGUUGUGGGUGUAACGUUGCAACAAGUACCCCAACACUAGAUGAUGAUGUGUUUGCAAAUUUUGUUAAGGUGCAUCCGAAUUGUAAGAAUCUUAACAAAAAGUCGUUACCUCAUUAUGAUGAUCUGCUAAAGGUUUUUGGAAAAUUUGGUCCUGCAAAUGGAAGAAAGACACAAGCCGACGAGUUGUGUGGGUUAAAGCCUGUGACUUCCAAGGCACUGGAUGCUCUAGGCACAAUUUUAGUAGAACGUGAGGAAGAUGUCGGCAAAGAGGCUGCAUUGAUGUUAGAAAUUGGGAAAAUUGCAGGUCUGGAACGCGGCCAAGUCCUUGAUGCUGCUAUGGUCGUGGUGGAGAAUGACAGGAAGACAAGACUCUUCUUCGCUCUCGACAAUGAGGAGGAUCGAAGGUACUUCAUCCAGAACCUGCUUCGUUGAUCUUGAAGAUUGUACCAAGGAUAACAGUAGGGUGUGUGUAUGUAAUGUCGUCAUUUUGUCUAUAACACAUGUAGUAUGGCUAGGAAACUUGCAUAUUUUGUGCAAAGCUAACAUAGUAGUUAGCAUGCAAAGUUGUAAGUAGGAAGAUUCAGUAUGUUGUUUUUGAAAGUUUCCCAGCCAUUCUGGCGUGUGUCCAAUAGUAAUGUCGGUAUCAGGCAAUGUUCAGUGUCUUAAACUCUGCUAUAAAGCCAGUAAUCUUAA
This is a messenger RNA of Linum trigynum, 1087 nucleotides long. The record is from the annotation of a GenBank genome assembly. NCBI's taxonomy places the organism in Eukaryota, Viridiplantae, Streptophyta, Magnoliopsida, Malpighiales, Linaceae.